Molecule: messenger RNA, 3697 nt
Organism: Magnolia sinica
Lineage: Eukaryota; Viridiplantae; Streptophyta; Magnoliopsida; Magnoliales; Magnoliaceae
Product: pentatricopeptide repeat-containing protein At4g13650-like
Exons: 1
Coding region: 668-3058 (796 amino acids)
Biological process (GO): RNA modification
Molecular function (GO): RNA binding; protein binding
Source: RefSeq, a predicted model, not a curated record
AGUCGAGUCGAGCUCUUGUCAGGCCUAUUUCAAAAUCGGAUCGAGUCAGGUCAACCCUAACUCGGUCCAACUCGACUUGCUGCCCAGCUCUACCCCUGGUGCAUACAUGUGGGCCCAUAGUACAAUGACCGAGGUAGUUGAUACGAUGGGACAUUUUUUUAGCCGUAUAAUUAAAGGCCACUAAUCAAAGGUACAGGAUCAUCUAAGCAAGGUGGAUGGAUUUCCAGUACUCUCCCAUCCACGGUGGGGCCCAUGAAGUAGACGGUUCAGAUGACCCAAAAAUUGGUUCACUUGCACAAAAAUGGGUAAGUACUCUAUUCACCUGCGGACGCAUCAACGCCCUAUAAUUCGUCCGUGUUGUCCAAACCCACCAUUGUAGUCUGUUGAUUGAUGGACCUCGUUUGAUGUAGGGCCCAGAAACAGACCGUUAGGAGAUAAUAAAUUAAAAACACAGCAACUGUCCAUAUUCUCCGUGGAAAAUGCCUCAUCAAAUAGAAGGUCAAGAUCUUCCAAUUUGGAAAUUUCCUGGCAAUACCCCAUCCAUUCUGGGACCCAUCUCCUUAACGGUUCGGAUCAUUUUAAUUUGGGCCCCACAUGCAUGUCGUAUCUGUUUGCUGAUAUAUCAGGUUUCUAGCAUCAAAAGCCGAAUGAACUUGCUUUCUUUGCCAUGAAAAGAAUCAAACUCUCUCUAAACUACAAAUCAUUCAAAUUCAAAUUCUUCAUCCCUUUUAACUCUUCCCAUCAGCUCCACACUUCAAAACCCUCGUCACUUUCUGCUGACAUCUCAAAAGGAAAUGACCAAACUGCCCUUUCAUCUCUUCUCAUCCUCUCUUCAAAAACCAAAUCACUUCUUUUGGGCAAUCAAAUCCAUGCCCAAAUCAUAAAGUCUGGAUUGUCCAAGCACACCUAUUCUCAAAACAAUUUGAUUAGUAUGUACUCUAAAUGUGGAGUCUUAGGCCAUGCACUCAGAGCGUUUGAUGAAAUGCCUGAGCGAAAUCUUGUUUCUUGGACUUCGAUCAUGUCGGGAGCAGUUCAGAGUGGUGAACUUGAAAUUGGGUUGGAACUUUUUUUGGAGAUGAUGGAAGAUGGGUUCCGGCCGAAUGAGUUUGGUUUCAGCAGUGUCCUGAGGGCAUGUGCUAAUGCGGAGGCAAUUGAAUUUGGUUCUUGUGUUCAUUGUCUUGCAUUGAAGAUGGGAAUUGAGAUGAAUUUGUUUGUGGGCAGUCUGCUUCUCCACAUGUAUGCAAAAUGUGGGGAUGUGGAAGCGGCAAAGUGCGUGUUUGGGUGUAUGAGUGAUCGUGACGUGGCCUGUUGGAAUGCCAUGGUUGGAGGUUAUGCGAUUAAUGGCUAUAGCUUUGAAGUGAUGGAACUAGUAUCUUUUAUGCAUCGGAAUGGAUUAGUUAUGGAUGAAUUCACUUUCAUAAAUGCUCUCAAGGGGUGCUCGAUUUCAGGUGAUUUGAGUUUUGGCCUGCAGAUUCAUGGUUUGAUUAUCCAUAAUGAGGUGGAGUUCAGUUCCUCGGUGAUGAAUUCGCUAAUCAAUCUGUACUUUAAGGCUGGUAGAAAGGACUGGGCUCUGAUGCUUUUUAACAGCAUGCAACAGAGAGACGUUGUAUCUUGGAACACAGUGAUUGCUGGCUUUGCUCAAGAUGAAAAUGUGAGAGAAGUUGUGUGCUUUUUCUCUAAAAUGGUAUCAACGGGAUUGAAGCCGAACCAAAUUACUUUGUCAAUUUUGUUUAGGUUCUGUGGUGCUGUUGGUGAUCUUUUUCUUGGGUUUCAAUUCUAUUGUCUUGCUUACCGUCUUGGGUUCCUUAAUGAUGCCCUGGUUGGCAAUUCACUUAUUGAUAUGUUCUCUCGAUGUGGUGACAUCGAGAAUGCAUCAUUCAUAUUUGAAAGUCUCCCUACUAGAAACGUAAUCACAUGGAAUGAGAUGAUUGUUGGGUGUAACUUGAAUGGAUGUAGUAUAGAAGCAUUACAGCUCUUCCGUAAUUUACGUGGAUUGGGAAUUGAAGUAGAUGAGAUCACGUGCUCGAGUAUUUUAGGGGCUUGUUCUAGACACGAACACCAAGAAAUAGGUCGACAGAUCCACGCGGGGAUUAUUAAAUCUGGAUUUGAUUCUCAUUGUUUCGUGUGUUGUUCGCUGAUCAAUGCUUAUGCAAGAAUUGGAUGGGUUGAUGAUUCGUUUAAGAUAUUUUGCAGCAUUGAUGUAUUAGAUUUGGCAUCUUGGGGAGCCAUGAUUUCCGCUUUUUCACAGGAAGGUUGUAGCUAUGAAGCUUUAGUGCUUUUGAACCGCCUCAGAGAGACUGGCGAGAAGCCGGAUGAGUUCAUAUUGGGCAGCACUUUGAACGCAUGUGCGAAUAUUGCUGCUUUUAACCAAAGCAAAUGCAUCCAUUUGUAUGUAGUUAAAACGGGAUUUGAGAAGCACCUAUGCAUAGCUAGUGCCAUUAUAGAUGCAUAUGCUAAAUGUGGAGAUAUUGAUAGCUCAAGGAAGGCUUUUGUUCAGUUGUCAAGAGAUAAUGAUGCAAUCCUCUUCAACACCAUGAUCACAGCCUAUGCACAACAUGGUCUCAUUACAGAAGCUAUUGGACUCUUCGAGAAAAUGAAGCGUGUCAAUCUACGGCCAAACCAUGCAACUUUCGUGUCGGUUAUUUCAGCUUGUAGUCAUCUGGGCCUUGUGGACCAGGGGCGCAAGUUCUUUGAUUCAAUAAGCUCUGAUUAUGGGAUGCACCCAUCUGCCGAAAAUUUUGCUUGCUUGGUCGAUUUACUUGCACGCAGUGGGUUUGUCGAAGAAGCAAAAGAAGUCAUUGAAGACAUGCCCUUCGAGCCGUGGGCCGCUGUAUGGAGAUCCUUACUCAGUGGCUGUAGGAUUAACGGGAAUAGAGAGUUGGGGGAAUUGGCUGCGGAGCAGUUGCUUCAUUUGAUGCCGGACAAUGAUGCAACCUACGUGUUGUUGUCGAAGGUGUAUGCUGAAGAGGGAUGUUGGGAAGAUGUGGCGAAGGUGAGGAGGACGAUGAAAGAAAGAGGAGUUAUGAAGGAGCCUGGAUACAGUUGGAUUGAGAUCUAGAUGUAGUUUCAUACAUACAUUGCAUGGAAUUGCAGGUGAGCUAUUGUGACACAAGAACUGUUACCAUUCAAGGGUGCAACUGACCUGACUUUGUUAAUUCAUUAUAUGGGGUUAAAUGAAAUGAAUCAAUGUCAAAAAGGGGAUAUGCGAUGAACAAAUGAAUGGUGAGGAUGUUACAAUUUUUAUCCUCAAAUGGUAACUCUGUUUAUGAUUCAUCGAAGAUCUAGCCCUUCAAGCCGUAGCCCACCAUUUGGUUCUUCUGUCUGAAACUUCCGACGUCCUAAAACGAACUCCCUCCAGAAUGCAAUGUUAAUGCAGAAACAGAAUGAGUUCUAAGUUAUCUUCAAGAAAAAGCAGAAUAAGAAUCCGACAGAGUACCAAAGUAUGUAUUAUAUUUUGGCGAGUUGGAGGAUGAUUGGACGGCGAUCAUGAGCUGAUUAAGGAUCAGUUAGCAUUUAUGUUCAAUUCAAACCAUGAAGAAGAAUGCUUAUUUGGAUCAAGCUCUUUCUCAUCACACUCCAGAUCUAUUGAUAUGAAGAUCAAGACCACCUAGAAAUUGGUACAACAGUAGCAAUGCAAAUCUCUGUCCAUCAGUAAGUUGCAAAAAUAGCAACUUUGCAAGUAGAUGGUUUUAUCUUC